Molecule: messenger RNA, 1386 nt
Organism: Pseudo-nitzschia multistriata
Lineage: Eukaryota; Bacillariophyta; Bacillariophyceae; Bacillariales; Bacillariaceae
Source: the annotation of a GenBank genome assembly
CUGCAUCCACAAGAUGGAAGUACGAAUACCAGGCCCACCAGAGACUUCGAAGAAUACCGAGACCAACAGAUUCUGCAAAUUGAAAGGCAGCAACAAAUUGAUCACUCCAUAGUGUUACGAUAGGGCUCGUCAUGGCGAGAAUAAAUGCACGAUGCCUCUUGCGAAGUUUUCAUUCACUCAGCGUCCAAUCGAAGCAAGGACCCCGGAGGUUGUCACCGAACGCCAUGCUCGUACCGGCGGCGCUGCCCGGACCUUUGGCUCUGGCCCACCGAGCUUUUGCGACGGAUUCCAACCCGCCGAGGAGGAGGCCUAGGCGAAAGAAAGCCAAGUACGAACAAUUCAGCGAUGCAAAGCUGGCAACGGGUGGCGGGGUGCCAACCACGUCGGCCCUGGAAGACCCGUUUCAAUUCUCUGGCGACUCGAUCGAGGAGUACAGGGAAAAGACGGAGCUGAGCCCGUGGGUACCCGUUCCGGACUCGGUGGCACGUAAGAUAUUCGACAGAGCGCUGCCCGAAGAAGAGGAGAGCAGCGAUACGAGCAAGGCAGACGAAGUAAGUGGAUUCGUCGGUGCGGUCGGGUUGUCGAUACAUUCCGUUUCGUUUGUGCACAUAAUGUAAGGGGGAGGGGACUUCUUUUUGUGUGGUUCGAUUCGCAUUCACCGAUCUGCUUUCUCGAUCAUUCCAUCAAUGUUUUGUUAGAUUCACGUUGAACUCGGGUGUGGCGACGGCCGGGUGAACUUCCACGCCAUCGAAUACGGUGUGAAAGAAUCGAUAGGAAUCGAUGUCGACGAGGAAGUUGUGAAGCGAGCCGACGACAGACUGAAUCGCAUACACCCGAAGCCAAAGCUUAGCUUCGUGGUGUCGGAUCUGAUGGACCCCGAGUCGCCGGCGUGGACCGAACACGUCCCGAGGGCGACGAUUCUCACCAUGUACUUUGCCACGGACGGGCUCGAAAAGAUACGGCCGCUCCUCGAGCAAGCCCUGCGGGGGAAGCGGUGCAAGGUGUUUGCCUGCGGCUAUGCGAUUCCGGGCUGGGAGUCGCAAAUCGUGGAGACGGUCCUCGACAUACCCAUCCACUUUUACGACUGGGGGAACGACGAGGUGAACAUGAUGACGAUACAGCCGUCGGAUUCCUUGGCGGACAAGUUGACCGCGAACGGCAUGGGAAUGCCGGGUGCCCCGUCGGACAACAUGGAUCAAUACAUGGGUCGAAAGAACAAAAAGUCAACGUUUGUACAGGAUCCACUCCCCGGAUAUCACCCGGACGAUCAAAUUGAUUACGGUUGGAUGGACGACUUCGAAGAGGAGAAAACAAAGAAGGAAAACGGUGAUCUAAAGGAGAAAUCGACGUAAAAAUCUAGAAAAAGAUUAAAUUAUGUACAUUAAC